Molecule: messenger RNA, 5000 nt
Organism: Fundulus heteroclitus (mummichog)
Lineage: Eukaryota; Metazoa; Chordata; Actinopteri; Cyprinodontiformes; Fundulidae
Gene: mcf2lb
Product: mcf.2 cell line derived transforming sequence-like b
Exons: 33
Coding region: 56-4099 (1347 amino acids)
Biological process (GO): intracellular signal transduction; positive regulation of Rho protein signal transduction
Cellular component (GO): extrinsic component of membrane; cytoplasm
Molecular function (GO): guanyl-nucleotide exchange factor activity; protein binding
Source: RefSeq, a predicted model, not a curated record
GGAAGUCCUUUCAGUGACUGAUGUCUGCAGGCUGUGCAGCACCUGCACCGGCUGCAUGCAGGGCUUGGCUGAAAGGUGGAGUCAGCAUGGGAGAGAAGUCGUUCGUGUGAUACUCCUGCACAGCUUCAUGGAGCAAAUAUCGCGGAUGAGCCGCGAGCCUGGAGCAGGCUGGGACGGGGCAGAGAUGGGAGGAGAGCAGAAGGAAAAGUCAAGUUUCCUCAUGGAGGAGGAUGUGGACCUUGGGUCAGAUUUUGGGUUUUGCAUGAAGGCAAACUCAGAGCUGACUCUGGCGGAGCAUGUGAUUGAAGAUUCAGAUGAAGGCCUAGACAAGCGAGUCCUGGGUUUGUUUGUGACUGCUGGACGGACGACGUUCCUGUCUACGAAUCGGGAGCAGACAGGGGAGAGUCCAGCGGGCGAUGUAAAGAAACAACGGGAGGGAGUAGAGAUGGGGGCCGAUAGAGCUUUAGUGGAGAACGGAGAGACUGAACGAAUGAUGGAAGAAGAGGCAGAUAAUCAGACUGAGGAAGAGCCGGAUGAAACGGAGUGUGGAUAUCAUCAUGUUCGUGUGUCUCUUGAGGAGGUGGAGAGUUUCUACAAAUUUUCCUGCCGUUGCCACUGGCUCUGUGAUGAGAUCAUGCAACUGGAGACCAAUCCGCCCCGCGCUGCUGAUAUCACGUCUGAUCUCAGGAAGCAGUUUGCCUUCCUUUCAGGGGGUAGAGGAGAUAAUGGCAGCCCAAUCAUUGUGUUUCCAGAGUUUCCUGCAUUUGGGGAGAUCACAGACAGAGAGUUUCACAAUGUCCUGACCUAUCUAACAAGUGUGCCCAGCUUGUCAUCAACAGACGUUGGUUUUAUCUUGGUCAUCGAUCGCAGGCAGGACCGAUGGGCUGCCGUCAAGGGGACACUACUUCGCAUUGCAGGCUCCUUCCCCGGGAACCUCCAGCUGGUCCUGGUUCUAAGGCCCACCACCCUGCUGCAGAGAACUCUCUCAGACAUCCUGUUUAAGUUCAACAAGGAUGAGUUCAAGAUGAAGGUGCCGGUGAUCAUGCUGAGCUCAGUGAGUGAGCUGCACUCCUAUAUUGACCGCACCCAGCUGACCCGGGAACUCGGAGGGACGCAGGAGUACUGCCACGACAAGUGGAUCUCACAUCGAACUGCCAUUGAGGGAUUUGCUUUGAUGGUUAAGACAACAGCGCAGACCCUGCAGUCGUUUGGGACGGAGCUGGCGGAAACUGAACUCCCAAAUGAAAUCAAGACGACAACCAUCCUGCUUAGCGCACACACCGGCAAGAGGGACAAAAUGAAGGAGGACAUAAUUGUUGCUCUGGAUCAAGGCAGCAGGCUGCUGGAGAGCAUCAAUGAACCUGUAAUACGAGACCCUGACCACAACAUGAACCAGGAUGAACUGGAAAAUCUGGCCACAGUACAAAGACUGCUGUCUCAGCUGGACGAGACAGAGCGGGCUUUCGACGAGUUCUGGAUAAGGCAUCAGACCAAACUGGAGCAGUGUUUGCAACUGCGACACUUUGAGCACGACUUCAGAGAGGUCAGAGCUCUGCUCGACAACAUGUCUGAGAAGCUUGCAACCUUCUCCGAGGUCGGCAUCAGCCCCGCCCAUGCCGACCACAUCUUCUGUGAGCUCACCUCCUUUGAAGAGAGAGUCUGUGAGGCUCUGGACAGGGCCUCGGCGCUGUCCCGUGAGGGUGACGAGCUCAUCCAGAAAUCCCACUACGCCGAGGACUCCAUCCAGCCCAAGUGCAGUGAGCUCCGAGCCGUCUGCGAGAGCCUGAGCUGCAAUCUCCGGGCCAAGAAGGACUACCUGCUGAAAGCCAUGGAGCUGCACCACCGGCUGGAGAGAGCGUCUAAAUGGGUGGAUGAUGGCAUUUAUCUGCUGGCGUCUCAGCCGGUAGACAAGUGUCAGUCCCACGAGGGGGCUGAGCUGGCCCUGCAGGAGUUGGAGCGCUACCUGGACAACGCGGGCCAGAAUCAGCUGACCGACCUCAGCGCCAUCUGGAGCGAGUACGAGGCCGUGCUGAACCAGCAGCUCAGGGAGCAAGUGGAGAGAGUUUACCAAAAGCAAGCGUCCAUGCAGGAGAUGUUUGACAAGCGGAGGAUCAGCCUCAAGAAGCUGGCAGCCAAACAGACCAGGCCCGUGCAGCCAGUGGCCCCGAGACCAGAAGCCUUCAUCAAAUCCCCGCUCAGCUCGCCCGCGCACAAAGCACAGCAGGAAAAAAAUUCAGAGUCUCUCAUCAGCUGUGAAAAAACGAACGGCCAACUGCAGAACGAAGACGGCAGCAGCAGACAUGCGUCUCAGUCGGAGGAGGAGGAGAACCUGGCAGUGCUCAGGCGACAUGUAAUGAAUGAGCUGCUGGAGACGGAGAGGGCCUACGUGGAGGAGCUGCUCUGUGUGCUGCAGGGAUAUGCCUCAGAGAUGGACAAUCCAGCCGUGUCUCACCUCAUCCCCGCGCCGCUGCAGAACAAAAAGGAUGUUCUUUUUGGUAACAUGCCAGAAAUUUACCACUUUCAUAAAAGAACCUUCCUGAGGGAGCUGGAGCUCUACACGGACUGCCCAGAGUUAGUCGGAAGAUGCUUUCUGGAGAGGAUGACCGACCUGCAGAUCUACGAGAAGUACUGUCACAAUAAGCCUCGGUCUGAGAGCCUCUGGAGGCAGUGCUCCGACUGCGCCUUCUUCCAGGAAUGUCAGAAAAAGCUGGAGCACAAAUUGGGUUUAGAUUCCUAUUUGCUGAAGCCAGUCCAGAGAAUAACCAAAUACCAGCUGCUGCUCAAAGAAAUGCUGAAGUACAGUAAGCGCUGCGACGGGGCGGACGACCUGCAGGAGGCCUUGACCUCUAUCUUGGGCAUCCUCAAGGCUGUCAACGACUCCAUGCAUCUCAUCGCAAUCACAGGAUAUGAGGGUAAUAUGACGGAACUGGGUAAGCUCCUCAUGCAGGGCUCGUUCAGCGUUUGGACGGAGCACAAGAAAGGUCACGCCAAAGUUAUAGACCUGGCUCGUUUCAAGCCCAUGCAGAGACACCUGUUUCUCCACGAGAAGGCUCUCCUGUUCUGCAAGAGGAGGGAGGAGAACGGGGAGGGCUACGAGAAAGCUCCUUCAUACAGCUUCAAGCAGUCUCUUAGUAUGAAUGCGGUGGGGUUUACUGAGAACGCCAAGGGAGACAACAAGAAGUUUGAAAUCUGGUCCAACUCCAGAGAGGAGGUUUAUAUUGUUCAGGCACCAACCGCUGAAGUAAAAACCACAUGGGUGAAUGAGAUCAGGAAGGUUCUGACAACCCAGCUGGAGGCCUGCAGAGAAGCCAGCCAGCAGAGGGCGCCAGACCAAGUGUUCCAGUUUCCCCCAGCGCCAACCGGGAUAGUGAGUCUCAGUCCAUUUAAAACCAGUCAGAAGGUUAAAAAGGGAGAGGAGAAGAAGACAGAGCCUGGCAGCCCUGAUGCCCUCUCUUCUUGUUCUCCAAAGCUCGCAGUGAAAGACGAGGCCGUGACAAGCCCGACCUCAGACAGAGCUGCCGUGGCUAAAAAGCGUUUUACUUUGCAGGGAUUCAGUAACCUCAAAACUCAGAAAGAGCCCUCGACCGCUGGUGACAAAUGUUACACGUUCCCCAUGAUAAUCUGCCCGUCUUCAGGAUCUCCCACCAGCCCAGAUCACACCACCAAACGCCAGAGCGACCCCACGCCAUUUGGCUUCAAAGGAUGGAAUAAGACCUCCCUGUCGCUGGACGAACAUGACGGCUACUCCAGCGCCGAGGAUCCUCUUAACUCUGACCCAGAAGAUGAGAACGUCAGGAAGCUGUGUGCUGGGAAAUACACCAUAAUGGCUGACAAUGAGACUGGAGCUGCAGGAGAGCUUUUAGUGAAAAGCGGAGACAUGGUGCAGCUGCUGAAGGAGGGGGACGACGGACAGUGGUUCGUCCGCAACCUGAACACGUCCAAGGAAGGCUGGAUGGCCGCUGCUGACCUCCUCGCCCUCAUCGGGAAGUCCAAGUCUUGCCAGUCUCUCAGCAGCUCAGAAUGCAGCGGCUCUGGGAACCUCAGCACAUCGUCCAGCUGCAGCGAGACCUACACGAACAUAUCAGACGCCAAACACUAAAGUCUUCUCCUGUCGAGGAACUGCCCUCCUGAAUGCAAGCGUCGCCCGGCUGCAUCUGUGCUGUAUAACGCCAACAUCAGUACUCCCGCAUUUUGCACAAAACGUUGUAUGUCUGUCAUUGUUUCUUUCAAAUGCACACCCACACACCCCCUGUGGUUUCAUAAUGCCGUACCACUGUCGUGUAAAGGUGUAGACGUUACCAAAAUAACUCCACAGCGUAGUAAAGUGAUCUGGUAACAGGUGUUUUUAUGAUCAGCUUUAGAUGUAUGAGUGGACCAGCAGGACUGAGAUCUGUUAAUGCAUCUAUUUAAGUUCACAUCACCAGCAGAGGAAAGUUAGUUAUAUCUUCUGGGGGGGACAACAAAAAGAUGUCUUUUAUGUUCAUCAGCUCUAAUGGAUCACUUUCUGUCUUGUGUUUUUCUUUUUCUUUUUUUUCCAAAAGAGGGAAAAAAGUUCAUACAUGCUGCUUUUUUUAGUUUGUAUGUUUUCCGUUUGUCAGCUCAGUAUUGAUUGACCCAUUUGGAUUCACCCGGGUUUGUUUGCUCGUCAUCCUCCCUGUUCUUGCUGUAUUUCCACACGUCUGCUGCUCGGCUGUCAGCCUGUCUGUAGAAACCGGUCCAGCUGCCCAAACUUCGUCUGUGAAUUUUCACCCUUUUGUGAAUUUCCAUUAAUGCAACAAAUAUAUCUCGGUGUGAAGACCCAGAGACCACUGUAUAGUGCUAACCUAUUCCCCGUGCGGCGGGGUUCCUGUUCUGAAUGUAGAUAUUAUGUAAUAUUGACUGUCCGUCAUGAGAUAUUUGUUAAUGAAAAUGCUAUAUUGUACACUGAGUAUGGUGAUGUCACUACCUGGUGACUUGUCUAAUUUUUUUUUUUUACAUAAACGAAUUGUAAUAAACCAGUA